Messenger RNA from Papilio xuthus (Asian swallowtail), 1686 nucleotides. RefSeq names its product sodium-dependent neutral amino acid transporter B(0)AT3. Gene Ontology annotation, cellular component: plasma membrane. The coding region runs from base 1 to 1641 and encodes 546 amino acids. Gene Ontology annotation, biological process: sodium ion transmembrane transport; amino acid transport; nitrogen compound transport. Lineage: Eukaryota; Metazoa; Arthropoda; Insecta; Lepidoptera; Papilionidae. The record is from RefSeq and is a predicted model, not a curated record. The transcript has 6 exons.
AUGGAAUAUGACUCUUUGAGAGUUUUAGAACGCAAUCCUUUCUAUACUUGGUGCCUUUUCUACUUUGCUCAGAGCUUCCAGGCGGAACUUCCAUGGUCUGAAUGCCCGAACAAAUAUUUCGAUAACGGAUCGUACAUCACUGAGCCGGAGUGUGCAGCAAGCAGUCCAACACAAUACUUCUGGUAUCGAACAACUCUUCAGAUCUCCGAAGACAUCAACCAUCCAAUAUCAUUUAACUACAAAAUCGCACUAGCUCUUGUUAUCGCCUGGAUCCUGGUCUAUUUAUGCAUGAUUAAAGGGAUAGCUUCCUCUGGUAAAGUCGUGUACAUCACUGCCACUUUCCCUUACAUCGUUCUGGUCAUCUUCUUCUUCAGAGGUAUAACUUUGAAGGGUAUGGGUGAUGGACUGAUACAUCUCUUUACACCAAAGUGGCACACGAUUCUAGACCCUGUUGUCUGGUUGGAAGCUGGCACUCAGAUAUUCUUUUCCCUUGGCUUAGCUUUUGGAGGUCUUAUAGCCUUCUCGUCCUAUAAUCCAGUUGAUAAUAACUGUUAUAGAGAUGCAAUUAUGGUCUCUAUGACUAACUGUUUAACGUCCAUGUUCGCUGGUAUCGUUGUUUUCUCCAUCAUUGGUUUUAAAGCGACGAUGGUGUAUGAGAAAUGUUUGAGCUUAAGGAAUGAAACUCUUCUGGAGACAUUUGGAUCUUCUUAUCAGUCUAUGGUGUUCCCGGAAGAAGGGCAGCCGGUAACGAUUGGUAUGAAUGGUAAUCUGACCACUAUAAUGAUGCCACAUUUACCUGAAUGUGAUCUGCAGAAGGAGUUGGAUAAUACGGCGUCGGGUACAGGCCUUGCUUUUAUAAUCUUCACGGAGGCUAUCAACCAGUUCCCUGGGGCUCAGUUCUGGUCUGUGCUGUUCUUCCUGAUGCUCUUCACCCUCGGAAUCGACUCCCAAUUCGGCACGCUAGAGGGCGUAGUCACAUCUAUCGUGGAUAUGAAACUGUUCCCCAACCUUCGAAAGGAGUACCUCACCGGUGGUCUAUGCCUCAUCUGCUGUUUAUUAUCUAUGGCCUUCGCACAUGGCGCUGGAAGCUACAUAUUCUUGCUAUUUGAUAUGUACAGCGGCAACUUUCCUUUGCUCAUCAUCGCUUUCUUCGAGUGCAUUGGUAUCUCUUACGUCUAUGGUGUUAAAAGAUUUGCGGACGACAUAGAACUGAUGACUGGUCGUCGACCUGGCAUCUACUGGUUAAUCUGCUGGAAGUAUUUAUCCCCACUGGCGAUGCUUUGUAUCCUAAUCUCAUCAUUUGCUGAGCUGGCGGUGGGUGGAGCAGGGUACGACGCCUGGAUAGCAUCGGAAGGAGAUACAGAGAGGAAGUCGUGGCCUGUGUGGGCUGUGCUGUUGGUUAUAGUGCUGGUGUUGGCUUCUGUGCUUUGGAUCCCUGGAUUAGCUAUAUGCAGAUACUUCGGCAUUCCGAUAAUAGAGGAUGAAGAAAGAGCGUGGUUCCCGGCGGAUGACUUGCGUGACUUCCACGGCAUCGAACCUCGACCCGUCUCAAACUUAGAGACGCUGCUAUUCUGCACACGACCUGAUGGUACUGAAGGCUGCUGCUGGCCCGGCUGCUGUGAAACUGAUGACGAAGAGUAAAAAAUAUCUUAGUGUUACCAUGUUAAGUUACACACUAGCGCCACC